Messenger RNA from Sinocyclocheilus grahami, 4439 nucleotides. RefSeq names its product ras GTPase-activating-like protein IQGAP1. The annotation marks the transcript as partial. The transcript is spliced from 31 exons. Gene Ontology annotation, biological process: regulation of GTPase activity; mitotic actomyosin contractile ring assembly actin filament organization; epidermal growth factor receptor signaling pathway. Gene Ontology annotation, molecular function: GTPase activator activity; calmodulin binding; actin filament binding. NCBI's taxonomy places the organism in Eukaryota, Metazoa, Chordata, Actinopteri, Cypriniformes, Cyprinidae. Gene Ontology annotation, cellular component: cell cortex; nucleus. The record is from RefSeq and is a predicted model, not a curated record.
GAUUUAGGAAGGAACACGCCUAUGACAUCAGUGGGUUUUCAAGAAAAAAAGUCGCUGAAACUGUGCAGCAAAGUAAGAAGGGGGCCAGAGGUGCCUUCUCGAGGUCUAAAUAUAAAUCCUAAAGGACUCAGAUCUGCAUCGAGAACUCGCAAGGGAAAUAGGACUUGUAAACUUUUUGAGAAGACAUGUCAACUUCGGACGACACAGACGGUUUCCGACCUAGAUAUGGGUCUGUUCUGGAUGGCAUGGAGCGGCUCACUGCUGAGGAGAUGGAUGAGCGGCGUCAACAGAACAUGGCUUAUGAAUACCUGUGCCAUUUGGAAGAGGCUAAACGAUGGAUUGAAGCGUGUUUAAAUGAGGAUCUCCCGCCCACCACUGAGCUGGAGGAGGGCCUGAGGAAUGGCGUGUACCUAGCCAAGCUGGGAAACUUCUUUGCUCCCAGUGUGGUCUCUCUCAAAAGGAUCUAUGACCGCGAACAAACACGCUACAAGGCCACCGGGCUCCAUUUCAGACACACAGACAAUAUCAUCCAAUGGCUGAAUGCAAUGACAGAUAAGGGCCUUCCUAAGAUCUUCUAUCCUGAGACAACCGACAUCUACGACAGGAAGAACAUGCCCCGUUGCAUCUAUUGCAUACAUGCUCUCAGCCUCUACCUGUUUAAACUUGGCCUUGCGCCCCAGAUUACAGACCUGUAUGGCAAGGUCGCCUUCACAGAGGAGGAGAUUAACAACAUGAAGAUUGAAUUAGAGAAGUACAACAUUCAAAUGCCAGCAUUCAGCAAAAUUGGUGGGAUUUUGGCCAACGAGCUAUCAGUGGACGAAGCAGCCUUGCACGCUGCUGUGAUCGCCAUCAAUGACGCCAUUGACCACGGAGUCCCUGAAGGCACUCUAGCUGCCAUGAGAAACCCAAACGCCAUGUUACUGCAACUGGAUGAAAGCGCUGCCCAGCAGUACCAGGGCACCCUGUUCCAGGCCAAGACUGAGAAAGUGGCCAACUCCCGAAAGAGAAUUGGAGAGAAUACUGAGGCUGAAAGGGAUGUUUACGAUGAGCUGCUCACACAUGCUGAAAUCCAGGGAAACAUCAACAAAGUCAAUUUGACCAAAGCAUUAAGUUCAGCAGAACAGGCCCUACUGAGUGGUGAUGAGGACAAGCUGUAUGACACUCUCCGUUCCCCUGCGUUAGGACUGCAGUCAGUGCAGGCUCAGAACAAGGGAUGGUACCUCAAACAGCUGCUGGCCGAUCGAGAGCAGAAGGAACAGAUACUACAGAACUGUUCAUAUGUAUGUUAUGUAUGGGAAUGCGGAGAUCCUUCUGCAGUGCUUUGGUUAGAUGAGAUCCAGGAUGCGAUCUUAAGAGCCAACAAGGACUCAGAGGAUGCUCUGCAGUUCUCUCAGGCGAUCCAGGCCAUUAAUGAGACUGUGGAUAACAAGGACUCUUCUCAGACACUGGCAGCCCUGCGUUCACCUGCUGCUGGUCUGUAUGGAGUCACAUCUGAAUGUGCUCAGACCUACCAGGAUGACCUGUUUCGGAUUAAAGAGGACAAGAAAAAGGAAGGGGAUAAUGGCAGUGAAUGGAUGAAACAUUGGGUGAAGGGAGGACACAACUACUACUAUAACCUCAAGACUGGACAAGGCACCUGGGAAGAGCCUGCAGACUUUAUUCCAAACAACACUGAGCUCAACAAGGAGGAAAUACAGUCUGUUGUGUCAGGAGUAACCACAGCAUAUAACCGAGAGCAACUGUGGUUGGCCAAUGAGAGUCUGAUCGCCAAGCUGCAGGCCCGGUGCCGUGGUUUUCUGGUGCGACGUGGAACGAAAGAUCGUCUUGGGUUCUUGAAGUCUCAGGAGCCGUCUGUCACAUGCAUACAGGCCCAUUGGAGAGGCUAUAAGGACAGAAAGAAGUACAGUGACAGGAAGCAGUACCUGAAGGAUCAUGCUGAUGAUGCUGUCAAGAUUCAGUCAAUGGUCAAGAUGCACCAAGCUCGCAAAAAAUACAGAGAUCGCCUGCAGUACUUCAAAGACCAUAUAAAUGAUGUGGUGAAAAUUCAGGCUUUCAUUCGAGCCAACAAAGCAAGAGAUGACUACAAAACACUCAUCAAUGCAGAUGAUCCUCCAAUGGCAGUUGUUCGUAAGUUUGUCCACCUGCUGGAUCACAGUGAUCAGGACUUCCAGGAAGAGCUGGAACUGAUGCGGCUGAGAGAAGAGGUGAUCACCAACAUCCGCUCCAACCAGCAGCUGGAGAACGACCUCAAUCUGAUGGACAUCAAGAUCGGCCUGCUGGUGAAAAACAAGAUCACCCUUCAGGAGGUGGUCUCUCACAGCAAGAAGCUCACUAAGAAGAACAAGGGUGAGCUGUCCAACCUCAUGAUGAUGAACAAGCAGAAAGGAGGCCUGAAGGCACUUAGUAAAGAGAAGAGGGAGAAGCUGGAGGCAUAUCAGUUCCUCUUUUACCUGUUACAGACAAAUCCAACCUAUCUGGCCAAGCUGAUCUUUCAGAUGCCACAGAACAAGUCCACCAAGUUCAUGGAUUCUGUCAUUUUCACAUUGUACAACUACGCUUCUAAUCAGCGUGAAGAGUACCUCUUGCUCAAUCUCUUCAAAACGGCGCUGCAGGAGGAAAUCAAAUCAAAAGUGGACCACAUCCAGGAGAUUGUCACAGGAAACCCAACAGUCAUUAAGAUGGUGGUGAGCUUUAACAGAGGAGCCCGAGGUCAGAACGCACUCCGGCAGAUCCUGGCUCCGGUCGUGAAGGAAAUCAUGGAUGACAAGACGCUCAACAUUAAAACUGACCCAGUCGACAUAUACAAGAGCUGGGUGAACCAGAUGGAGAGUCAAACUGGAGAGGCCAGUAAAUUGCCGUAUGAUGUGACUCCAGAACAGGCAAUGAGUCACGAGGAGGUUCGAACCCGCCUGGAAGCCUCCAUCAAGAACAUGAGGACAGUCACAGACAAAUUCCUCUCAGCUAUAAUUGUUUCUGUGGAUAAAAUUCCAUAUGGCAUGCGGUUCAUUGCCAAGAUACUGAAGGACACGCUUAACGAAAGGUUCCCUGAUGCCACAGAGGAUGAGCUUUUGAAGAUUGUGGGCAACCUGCUGUACUACCGCUACAUGAACCCUGCUAUUGUGGCUCCUGAUGCCUUUGACAUCAUUGAUCUAUCGGCUGGAGGUCAGCUGACCACAGAACAGAGGCGAAACCUGGGAUCAAUCGCCAAAAUGCUGCAGCACGCAGCCUCCAAUAAGAUGUUCCUCGGAGACAACGCCCAUCUGAACCCCAUCAAUGAAUACCUCUCUAACUCCUACCAGAAAUUUAGACGUUUCUUUCUGUCUGCUUGUGACGUCCCAUCUUUGGAAGACAAGUUCAAUGUGGAUCAGUACUCUGACCUGGUCACCUUGACCAAGCCUGUGAUCUACAUUUCCAUUGGGGAGAUCAUCAACACUCACACGCUCUUGCUAGAUCACCAGGAUGCCAUCGCACCAGACCACAAUGAUCCUAUUCAUGAGUUGCUAGAUGACCUGGGAGAAGUGCCCACCAUUGAGUCUUUAAUAGGUGAGAGCCCACUUCCCCCUGAUGAUCCUAAUAAGGAAAUGAUGGGUAAGACAGAAGUCUCUCUCACCCUCACCAACAAAUUUGAUGUUCCUGAUAAGGCCAAUGCUGAAAUGGAUGCCAAGACUCUCCUCCUCAACACCAAGAGGCUCAUAGUAGAUGUGAUCAGGUUUCAGCCAGGAGAGACACUUACUGAGAUUCUGGAGACUGUAGCUUCACCAGAGCAGGAAACCGAGUACCAGCGUGCCAUGCAGCGACGAGCCAUUCGAGAUGCUAAGACCCCGGAGAAGAUGAAGCAAGCAAAACCAGUUGUGGAUGACAGUCUUACUUUGCAAGGCAAGAAGGACAAAAUCAAGAGCAACUUGCAAAGGCUAGGAGAGUUGGGCAAAGUUCACCCUGAGAAGAAAUACCAGGAUCUUAUCAAUGACAUCUCCAAGGACAUCCGGAACCAGAGGCGAUACCGUCAGAGGCGAAAGGCAGAAUUGGUGAAGCUUCAGCAGACCAAUGCUGCCCUGAACUCCAAGACCAAUUUCUACAAUGUGCAGAUUGACUACUACAAUCAAUACAUCAAGACCUGCAUGGACAAUCUAGCCAGAAAGGGCAAAGUUUCUAAGAAACCUGGAGACAAUAAGGCGAAGAAGAGUAAGCAGGUAUCGCAGAAGUACACAGCAGCCCGUCUGCAUGAGAAGGGAGUGCUCAUUGACAUCGAGGACCUGCAGCCAAAUCAGUAUAAGAAUGUCAUUUUCGAGAUCUCACCAUCUGAGGUUGUAGGCGUGUUUGAUGUGAAAGCUAAGCUUAUGGGAGUCCAUUUGGAGACAUUGAUGUUAGAAUACCAGGUAAAAAGUUAUUCUCUUGAUAUUUUUAGGGUGCUUUCACACCUGGCCCGUUGUUUCGGAACC